AUGUCUACAUUGCCAGGGGUCAGUUUGAAGGGGGAGAAAAGCAAAGGAAAGAAUUCAUUUCAAUCAUUGAAAAUAAAUUGUUUGUAUAAAGGUGAGUCUACAGAAAGUAAUCAACAUAAAAGCAUAGCACCACGUAAAAAUGGAUUGCAAUCUAUUGGAAAGGUUAUCCGUAGUGUUCGUAACCCUGUUAAUUUACCAAGUGAGAAGUCCGAAUCUAGCCAUGAGUCUACAAUCAAUCUAGUCCCUAUCGGUGGUGGAGGAUGGAACAAACCAGUCAUAGAAAAAUCACUUGUGGCUGCGGGCAAAGAGGUUCCGCCAACAUCUAUUGCCACGACGACAUCUCAACUGUCCCAAAGUGGGCCUGUACAGGGACAACAACAUGCUUCGUCCCAUCCUACUUCCGUGCAAGUGACGACCACCACCACAACAACAAGACCUUCUCAUGCCGACGGCAAAACAUGGGCCAAAAAAAUUGUGGAUGUUCCAGUUGCUCCCCCAUAUUUAGCACAUCGUACAAUGCAAUUCCAACAAGAAUUUCCAAGUCUUACUUCAAGUGGAGAACACAAAAAUGUAAUAAACACAAAUAUACCUAUACAGGCCAACACAGAACAGAGACCUUCUCUUCGUCCUCAAACCGAAACAAGUUGGAUGCAAGGUGGCAGUCGACCCCAAAUGCCGCAAGGCGCCGGCAGUGUUACUGGAGUUUCAGGUCAACCUCUUCAUUCUCAAACAUCUUCCGGGACAGAAAAUGUGAAUGGCGUACGGAGCAAUUCGGUCCAAAAUGGGGUGGCCGGGGCCCCGGCCGGCCUGAAUCCCUAUCAAAUGCAAUAUAACAUGACUAAAAAUCCUGUUAUGAGGAAUAUGUUGCCUAACUUUAUGGUUCCAAAUCAAUCUGAUAAUAUUAUAUAUCAUACCAAACAACAUAUUUAUCCAUCAGAAAAAAUGUUUCACCAUAUUUCAUCUUCAUCAAUGAUCACUGAUGGUGUUUUAAGUAAACCUACAGCAGAUAUCAAGGAACUUAUACCUCCUCCGAUUAUUCGUGAAGAAGAUUUAAAAAGAAUGAAUGAACUCUCCAAAGAAACUGGGUGGUCUAUACAAGGAGAAAUUGACUACAAUAAAAAGUUGGACUUCAGUGAUGAUGAAGACCAAUUGAAUGAAAAAUUAAAUAAACAAUCAUUGAAUGGUGAUAUCAGAAGUAGAUCCGAUAAUACUAAAGGUUACUUAAGUAAUAAAAUUUGUGAUCCAAGUCUGGUUCAAAAUUUAAAGGAGGGUAUUUUCAUGCAUGUCAAUGUCAAUGGAGAUGUAACUUACAACUCAGAUUAUAUGCAACAAUAUAGUAGAACACCGUCAUCUCAUCAAGAAGAACGUCAAGUAGAAGAUCCUUAUGACGAUGAGUUAUCAGGAAGAACACGUGACGUAACUGAGGUGGUAUCUGUUGCCUUACAACGUUCAAAAGAUCGAAAAUUAGAAGAGAUGAAACGUUAUGAAAUGCAACAACAACUAGAAGCAACAAAAUUAAAAAAAAUGGACGGAGAAAAUAAAGAUAAUAAAGAUAAAGAGUUCGUAGACGAUCCCUCAAAGUUCCGAUCUGAAUUAUCAAAAGAUAAAUAUGAUGAAAGCAAUGACAAUAAAGAAAUUAAUACUAAAUAUUUAUCUUCAAGACUGCAAAAACAAUUUGAACAAAACAAUGACGCCAGUAAUAAAGCUCAAAAUGUUUCUUCUACAAAAGGUAUAAAUACACUUUGUCGUACUGAUAGUGAUAUGAGUAGUAGUGGAUAUUCAGAGUACAGAAGUGAUUCAUGGGUUGAAGAUGAUCAUACAAAUAAAUCAUCGAGUUUGAAACGGGAUAAACGAUCAGAAUUUGAUAGAUACAGAAGGGAAAAGGUUCGUUCAGAUCCUAAAGACAAAAAUGAUAAAUAUACACAUAGUGAUUAUACUUCUAGAGGUGAUGACAAUAGAAAGAAUUAUGAUCACAGACGUGAUUUCAAAAGGAAUGAUGCCGGAAGUAAUGUAAAGAAAUCAGUUGAUGAUAAUUAUGAUGCUGAUAAAAAAGAAUUUACAAAAGUAUCAAAAUAUCAUUCUCGAGAUUCUUUAGAAACUCCAGAGGAUAUUGAAAAAGAUAAUGUGCAAGGUGAUGAUGAAACUUAUCAUUGGAGACAAAAUUCUCUUGGUAAAGAUUUCUAUAAAGAUGAAAAUAAUUCAUCGGGCCAAUAUGGUAAAAAAUAUAUACCUGGCCCCAUAACUCAAGAGAAACUUGAAGCUUGUGAACUAACCAGUGAACCUAAACGGAAUUUAAAUCAAUUAGUGAAAAGUGAAAGAAAGGAUAUGAAGAAAAAUGAUCAAGGUGACGAUUUAUCUAAUAAAGAUAAAUCUGUUUGGGAUUUAGCUCCAACUAAUAAUAAAAAUAAAAUGUUGCAAGAACAAAAACUUGAACAGGAAACAAAAAGUGGUAAAAGUGGUCAAAAAAAUGAUGACGACAAAUUAUCAGUUUCCAGGUCUGGGUCAAAUAGAAAAAAUGCUUGGCCGGAGUCUUAUGAAGAAGGUCAACGUUCCAGAGGUCCUCCUCGACGCGAUGACAGAAAUCGCGGUGAUGACAGGAAUCGCGGAGACGACCGGAAUCGUGGGGACGACAGGAAUCGAGGUGAAGACAGAAAUCGAGGAGGAAAUAGAAAUGAUGACCGAAAUCGAGGAGAUGAUAGAAAUAGAAACGAUGAUCGAAACAGAGGAAGUAUAAGACAAAAUGAUCGUUAUUCUGACAAAUCGACGUUACGUGGAUAUGGUCAGAGAUCUGAACAGAGAGGAAGAGUGCGUUUAGAAUCAAACACUUUAAAUGGACGUAGCAGUCAAAAAAAUAGUAUCGAUGAAAAUGUUGAGAAAAACAAAUUAAAUCCAAACUCUGGUUCUAUUAGAAGUAAAAAUUCAUCAUCUAAACCACAGUCUAAGUUAGAUACAUUUACAACGUCUGGAGAUACAAACCGUAGAAGUGGUGAAAGUCGAUUCGGUUCUAGACAAAGUAAUCGACCACUCAAUAGUCAAAAACAAGAUGAUCAUUGGGAUUCGGUCAGUGAACCUAGUGAUUAUGAAGCUCAACAAAAAAGUAGUAAUCGGAGACUAAGUAGUCGUACAUAUUUAGCAUCAUCAAGGGGUGACAAAAGAUCCAGUUAUGAUAAAAAGGAUCAGCCCAAAGAACUUGGUAAUGCUGACAAAUCCAAUCAAAAGUUAACAGCAACUACUUCUAUUAAUGACCCUAAGAGUGGUUAUAGUGGAAGUACUUCUCAGGAUGGAAGAUCUAUUAAAAAAGAUGACCAGAGAAAGUUGAGUGAUUCACAACAAAAAAUUCAACGUUUAACCAAUCAGAGUAAUCGUAAAGAUUCUUCUAAACCAACAUCUAGGACUAAUCAAAAUAACAAUGCAGCUAAGCCUGGUCAAACAAAUCAGAGGUAUGAACGUCAAAAAAGUCAGCCACAAAUUGGUCAAGACGACUCAAACGUUCCCAUCAUUAAAGAUACUGUAGUUAUGGUUAGCAACAAUCCUCCCCCUCCUCCACAAACAAAUGCUUGGGACAAACCAAUAACUCAUGCUCUCCGAGCACAGUCACCUAAUGUAAAUAAGCCAGUUGCUCCACAGCCUAACAACCGACCUAAUAGUUUAACUGAAAUUAAAGAAAUUCCUGGACAGACAUCCCAGAGGUUACCUUCAAAUAAAGAAAAAUCUUCACCCAAUGUUAUGGAAAAUGGUAUUCUUGAUUCUUCGCAACGUAUGGAAACAAUUAUAUUUGAAAAUACUACGUACAAAUCAAAACCGUGUGGAGAAUCUAAAAAUAAAUAUAAUUCCAAUAUCAAGCAGCGCAAUGAAAAAGAUACUUGUAAUUUUAAUGAAGAUACUCAAGAAACUUGCUUUAGAGCAUUCAAAUCUGAUAGUAAAGACUCUAAAUUAAAUGAUGCCGUACAGAUGUCUAUAAGCUUUCAAAAUGAUGAAAGUUCCGAGUUGAAUCUUGGAUUUGGAGAUUUUGACUCUGAUUUUACUCAAAGUGGUGGUCAUUUAUCUGUAGAAAACAAAGAUGUUAUGGCAAUGGCAGCCGCCCAUACCAGAUCAAUGCAUACUGGACCAUCGUCAUUAGCAGCGAGUGAUUUAAAAACUAUGAUAGCUGGCACUAAAAAGGUUUGGGAUGAUAAACCAGAAUCUAAUCCACAAGUCCAACAAAACAUUGCUGAUAGUGCUUUUAAUACAGUGUAUAGCACUGCAAGUAGUGGACAACACGAUAAAUCUGAAAUUUCUGUUAUUGAUGAACAAAGAGUUCACAAUCAGCAAGUGUACAGCCCUGCACCUCAGUUACAAAAUGUUGCUGGCUCUUACAUUCCAGUGUCCAUGGCUGCUGCUGGUCAACUCAAACAAGAUCCAAAUGCUGCUACCACAAACGUAUGCAAGGUUAAACCUCAACCGCAGGGUACAUUAUCGCCCCCAUUGAGUCAACAACAACAACAGCAACAGCAGCAGCAGCAGCAACAACAACAACAGCAGCAGCAACAACAACAACAACAACAACAACAGCAGCAACAGCAACAGUCAUCUACUAGUACACAUGUGUUCAGCUCUACAACACCUCAACCGCAUACAUCAACUACACCACUUGCUAAUGCUAUACCAACACAAGCAACCCACAUGAAUUUACAAAUAAUGAUGGAAAAUAGUGAUGGAUUACCUGAUAUGUAUGGCCCUCAUAUUGCUAAACAACAGCAGACACAUUUAAUAUUAAAUACCAAUAAUAAAACUGGAGUAGAAAUGAUGACUAAACAGUUUGUGUCCGCUGGUACUGGACAAUCUCCUUCAUCAGCUAUUUUGUUUAAUUCAGCUCAGCAACAUUACUCAACAACAACAAUGCCACCACCAUCCCCUUCUGCUCCACAAGUUUAUUCGUUAUUAGAACCUUCUCAAACCGUUAUUAGCGGUGCAGCACGGUCUCAAUAUAAUCAAUUUGCAUAUGGUCUUCAAUCUAAUGGUUUGAAUCAAAAUAUGAAUCAAUAUAAUCCAUCAAUGUUUAUUCAUGCUGGUUCACCGGCUGGUCAAGGUGGUUCAGAAGUAUUACAAUCUUCUAUAUCUCCAUUCAGAAUGGGACCGGCUUAUAAUAAUGGUCAGCAAUUAAAUACAAAUAUAAACCCAGUAUUAAUACCGAGCAGUACUAAUUCUUCUUCCUCGCAAGUAAAACAGUCUUCACAGCAAAUUGGAACGAUUGGAAAUAAAAAUACGUAUAAUGCUACAACACCUCAACCUUCACCUUUUUUGGUGCCAUUUGAUCCUAUAUUCAACCAACCAUUCAAUUCCAUGAACAAUACAAGAGCAACACCAUUGCAAACUUCCUCGUCCCUAUACUCUACUAAUUCAGCAACAGGACCUACAAAUCCUAGUUAUAUUCCAUCUGCAUUUCAACCACAAGUGGUUCCUGGCGCAUCUGGUGGAAACACCUUUGGAAUUCCAGCCGCAUUUGGUUCUCAAAACGCACCACCCCCAAACAUGCAAAGUUAUACGUCACAGUAUCGACAAGUCCCAUACAUAAAGGGAAAUUUGGCUGGUGGAAAUGGUACAAACGACCUUCAAAAGUCUGGAAUCUCAAAUCAACAAGAUUUAGGAAAUCCCAUGUAUUCUUCUAACUUAUUCAGACAACAACAGCAGCAAUACUUCGAUAAUAAUAAGACAUUGAUGAAUUCAAAUCAACAAACUCAUCAGGCUAUGCAAGGAAAAUAUAGUAAUUAUCAAGUCUCCGCCACUCAAAAUAAUCAGUUGCCCUUGAUGCAGCAACCCAGGAUGAACAUGAACAACAGCAACAAUGGAUCAAUGGCUGGUAAAAUCGCACCUCCGUAUCCAACUCCCAUCCAAAGGCCUGUAUCAACUUUCCAAUAUUUACAGCGUAUUCCACCACCGCCACAAAACAUGCGAAUGCAACCGAACUGUGCACCAAUACAACACUUAAUGAACAAAAGCCAAACCUCUAAUAACUAUUAUGUGUCUAAUGCAGGUUUGAUUGUUGAACCUCCCUUGCCUAUUCCCAAUAAAAUUGAUAAUGCUAAUGCAAAUGUUGAUUCAAAAGCCGAAGAAAAAAUAGACAGUAGUUCAAAACCACAAAGCACAGAAUGUAUAGAUGACAAACCUCUGGCGACUAAUGAAUAA
Messenger RNA from Macrosiphum euphorbiae (potato aphid), 6165 nucleotides. Lineage: Eukaryota; Metazoa; Arthropoda; Insecta; Hemiptera; Aphididae. The record is from the annotation of a GenBank genome assembly.